UGGCAGUCCAGCCCUCAGACAGGGUAAUAAUGUAUAAAAACCUGCCACACUUGGAUGUUUAGUCAUGUUAAGAGCUUGUCGAGCUUGAACAAUGCUUCGCAAGGGUAUCACAGUGAGCUUUGGAGCUGCCAUACAUGCUCUCAACACCUCUCAGCUGACAGAUGGUGUGAUUAGCAGGAGCAAAAGGAUGAUGCUGGACACCCUCGGUGUUGGACUGUUAGGAACCAGAACAGCUGUCUUCAAUAAGGCUCUCCAGUACAGUCAGUUGUUUGCAUCUCAAGAGAGGAGCAGCGUUUGGGGUAAAUCAAACAUAAUUCUGCCACCUCAUUACGCUGCAUUUGUCAAUGGAGUCGCAGUUCACUCCAUGGACUUUGACGACACUUGGCACCCUGCGACUCAUCCCUCGGGCGCUGUGCUACCUGCACUGUUGGCCCUGGCAGAGACAAUGCCCAGUCAGCCCUCUGGUCUAGAUCUGCUGCUAGCCUUCAAUGUUGGCAUUGAGGUUCAGGGCAGAUUGAUGAGGUUCUCCAAAGAAGCCUACAACAUCCCUGAAAGAUUCCACCCUCCCAGUGUUGUUGGCGUGAUGGGCAGCGCUGCAGCCUCAGCUAAGCUCCUUGGUCUGUCCUCUGAACAGUGCGGCCAUGCUCUUGCUAUCGCAGCCUCCUCUGCUGGGGCUCCCUUGGCUAACGCCGCCACACAGACCAAGCCUCUCCACAUUGGCAACGCUGCUCGGAGAGGCCUAGAGGCUGCUCGGCUGGCCCAGAUAGGACUGGAGGGAAAUUCAGCCAUACUGGAUUUGGACAGUGGGCUUGGGGUUUACUACAAAGACUACAGUCCCUCAGCCAUGGCGGAUUCUGCUCUGAGAGCCUAUAAAUGGAUUCUGGAAGAUCAGGAUGUGGCAUUCAAGCGCAUCCCCGCUCACCUGGGGAUGCACUGGGUUGUCGAUGCAGCUCUGGCAGCCCGAGAAAAGCUCCAAAAUACAGUCGGCAAGUUUGACCUCAACCAGAUCCGGCACGUCACACUUCGAGUGCCUCCGUCUAAGUACAUUGACUGCCCUUUACCUGCCACAGAGCACCAAGCCAGGCACUCAUUCCAGUUCAAUGCCUGCUCCGCUCUGCUGGACAACAAAGUGACUGUGGAGUCUUUCAGCGACGCUCAAAUCAGCCGGUCCGAUCUGAAGGAGCUCCUGCACAAAGUCAGUGUGGAGACGCCCAAAGAUAACACACCCAGCUUUGACAAGAUGUACUGUGAGGUCCAGAUAGAAACACAUCAGGGGCCGAGUUACACAGCCAGAUGUGACACCUUUUACGGCCACUGGAGGAAGCCACUGAGUCUGGAGCACCUGGUGGAAAAGUUCAGUAUGAAUGCUUCUUCUGUGCUGUGCACAGAAGGAGUGGAGGGAGUGAUCGAUGUGAUAGGAAACAUCGAAAGGGUGCAAGAGUGCUCGAUACUGGGUUUAUAUCUGAGAAUGACGAGUAGUCAGGAGCACUUUAGCAGCAGGAGAAUUUUGUGAUUAUACCCACAUAUAUCUAUAUGAAGCUUUGUAAUCUUUUAAGAAAGAAAAAAAAAACAAUGUAAAUAUGUUAUAUAUGGUUUUAUGUGGUCUGA
Archocentrus centrarchus (flier cichlid) is the source of this 1608-nucleotide messenger RNA. RefSeq names its product aconitate decarboxylase 1 (gene acod1). The coding region runs from base 92 to 1513 and encodes 473 amino acids. The transcript is spliced from 5 exons. Gene Ontology annotation, biological process: defense response. Gene Ontology annotation, molecular function: aconitate decarboxylase activity. NCBI's taxonomy places the organism in Eukaryota, Metazoa, Chordata, Actinopteri, Cichliformes, Cichlidae. The record is from RefSeq and is a predicted model, not a curated record. Gene Ontology annotation, cellular component: mitochondrion.